Molecule: messenger RNA, 6095 nt
Organism: Poecilia reticulata (guppy)
Lineage: Eukaryota; Metazoa; Chordata; Actinopteri; Cyprinodontiformes; Poeciliidae
Source: RefSeq, a predicted model, not a curated record
CUGUUAUGAUGCCAAAUAACCCAGACUAUCUCUGUUCACUUUUCACUGAGUAACUUUAUGACCGUCACACAUCAUCAUCAUCAUCAUGUUUGUGUUGUUGGUGGUUAAACAUUCUUCAGUUGUUGAAAACCUGCCUAUUUGUGAAACCAGAACCAGUCCGGAUCAGAACCUUCCGGUUCCGGAGAGGAUUCAGCAUCUGGAGCUGAGGAAGAGGAUGCUGCAUCUGGAGCGUCGCUGAGGAAGAGGAUGCUGCAUCUGGAGCGUCGCUGAGGAAGAGGAUGCUGCAGCCGAGGAGUUUCUGCUCCGAGCUGAACAAAGAGAGGAGGCGACACGACUCACGGGGCGCGCGCUCACAGGAUGCGUGCGCAUUCACGGGGCGCGUUCACGGGAUGCGCGCGCUGCAGUGAAUGCAGGAGCAGCGAGGAGGAGGAGGAGGAAGGCUGAAUGCGCCUCCUGACUGCGCGCUGUCCUCGACACAUAAAGACAGGAGAAGAUCCGGAGACUGAGAGUGAAGGCAUGGCCCAGCGUCACAAAGGAUCCGGACCGGAGCGGAGACCUUGACAGAAAGAGGCUGCAGACUCCAGAGGAAGAGGAGAGGAGGAAGAGCUUGACAUGGCUCUGGAGGACGCAGUGUGACGCAUCGCAGGGAGUGAAGAGUCCUCAGCAUCAGGACCAGCAGCAGAAAGCGGACGCAGCUACAGCCAGAUGGAGGCUAAUGUGGCUGAGAAACGCCAUCGUACCCGGUCCAAAGGAGUUCGAGCCGCGGUGGAAGCAGUGACUCAGGAGUUGUUCAGCUGUCCGACCCCUGGAUGUGACGGCAGUGGCCAUGUCAGUGGGAAGUAUGCCAGACACCGCAGUGUCUACGGCUGUCCGCUGGCCAAGAAGAGGAGGGCUCUGGACAAACAGACCCAGGAACCGGCGGCGAAGAGGAGGCCCUUCAUCGCUCCCUGCCUGGGAGAGGAAGAGGAGGAGGAAGAGCAGGGGGGCGGAGCCUUCAGCAGCUAUGAAACCAUGGAGGUAGGACAGGAGAGGAAGGGGCAGGGAGAGGAAGACGAGGAAGAAGAGUUCUCCGAGGACAACGAGGAGCAUGGAGAGGAGGAAGAGGAGAGGAUGGCAUUGGAGAGUACGGACACGAGAGGAAGAGGAGAACAAGUGGAGGAAGAGGAGGAGGGGAUGGACGAAGACGAAGAUGAUGGUGAUGAUGAGGAAGAGCCGGAGGACGAGGCAGAGGAAGAAGAGGAGGAGGAAGGGGAGCGGACUCUGCUUCAGGAGAACCAGUACAAACCCAGCGGACAGUCUAAGCUCCUCCCCAUCCAGAAGGACAACAACAACAACAGCUGCGCCGUCGGAAACGCCCCCAGAGAGGAGUACGAGAACUACGACGAGCUGGUGGCCAAGUCGCUGCUCAACCUCGGUAAGAUCGCGGAAGACGCCGCCUACCAGGCCAUGACUGAGUCCGAGAUCAACAGCAACUCGUCCAACAGCGCCGGGGAGGAAGACGACGAUGAUGAUGAAGAUGACGGCAGCGAGCCAGACGCCAGGCAGGGCGACCUGAGCGUGGACCUGGACAGCGAUGUGGUCAGAGAGACUGUGGACUCCUUGAAGCUCCUGGCUCAGGGUCACGGCGCCAUGCUGCCUGAAGACGGAUACCCAGAGAGCGCUGUGGCGAAUGAUGGGCGGGGGCCGGGGGUCAGGGGUCAAACGGAGGGAGCUGGAGAGGAGAUAUGUCUCAGCAGUCUGGAGUGUCUGAGGAACCAGUGCUUUGAUCUGGCCCGAAAACUGAGCGAGACGCCUCCGUCGGACCGACCCCUCCUGCACAGUAACUACGUUCAACAAGCAGUGGACCAGCAGGUGCUGCAACACCUGAACAGGUACGACAGCUAUCCAACCGGAGUUCAGGAAGACGCCCGGCCGCUGGAGCGCAGCUACUCGGAAAUGUUGAACCUGAUGAAGCUGGAGGAGCAACUGAGUCCAGCAUCCAGAGGCUACAGCUGCAGCCAGGAGGGCGACGAGGACACCACCUCCGUAGCCUCAGACCGCUCCGACGACACGUUCGACAUGGCCAAGGGAAACCUGUCGCUGCUGGAGAAGGCCAUCGCCCUGGAGUCUGAGAGGGCAAAGGUGAUGCGGGACCGGGGGGUGCCUGAGCACGCCAUGCCCCGCCGGGACCAGCACAGCCCCAGGCUGAGCAUCGCGGCUGAGGAACGCAAGUCCAGGAUGCACCCGGACGGGCUGAAGAGGGCGUACUACCCUAAAGAUUCUUCCAGAGGAGAGAAGAAGGAGAGCAAGUGUCCGACGCCGGGCUGCGACGGCACGGGUCAUGUGACGGGUCUGUACCCGCACCACCGCAGCCUGUCCGGGUGUCCUCACAAAGACCGGGUCCCGCCUGAAAUCCUUGCCAUGUAUGAAAAUGUGUUAAAGUGUCCGACUCCUGGCUGCUCUGGACGGGGGCAUGUCAAUAGCAACAGGAACUCCCACCGCAGUCUGUCCGGCUGUCCCAUCGCUGCCGCAGAGAAGAUGGCCAAGGUCCACGAGAAAACCUUCGCUGCCGACGCCGGCGCCAAGACCAAUCAGACGUCAGACAGAGUCCUCAGGCCGAUGUGUUUCGUCAAGCAGCUGGAGAUUCCUCAGUACGGCUUCAAGAACAACGUUCCCACCAGCACGCCGCGCUCCAACCUCACCAAGGAGCUGGAGAAAUACUCCAAGACCAGCUACGACUACGGCGGCUACGACGGCCAGCAGGCCGGCUACGGCAAGAGAGGCCCCGCCUCCAAGGCCCUGCAGGGGCGGGACGUCUCUCCGAAGGGAUACGACGCGAAGCGGUACUGCAAGACGUCGAGCCCGGCCAGCAGCACCACCAGCUACGCCCCCAGCAGCAGCAGCAGCCUGAGCGGCGGCGGCGGCGGGGGGGGAAGCAGCGCCAGCAGCACCUGCAGCAAGAGCAGCUUUGACUACACCCACGACAUGGAGGCCGCCCACAUGGCCGCCACCGCCAUCCUCAACCUGUCCACCCGUUGCCGGGAGCUGCCCAACGCCCUGGGCGCGAAGCCCCUGGAGCUGCUGGCCCAGAGCCCAGGGGCGGAGGACGACGGCCCAGCGGAGCCGUCCGGUGCGCCCGGCGGGCCGGAGGGCGGCGGCGCGGUGCUGACCCCGCUGCAGCCCAUGUCGCCGCAGCGCCAGGCUCUGCUCAGCAGUCGCUGCUUCCAGCUGGACGCCGACUGCUGGGAGCUGCCGGUGGAUUUCACCAAGCGGCCCGGAGACGAGCCGGAGCUCAGAGAGCAGAGGGACGAUCUGGACCCGUUCCAGGAGCUGCUGGACGAGCCACGGUACCCGGCCGAGGUGUCGCCGCCCAGCCCCAAGCACCACAAGUUCCCGCCCUGCAAGGAGGGCAAGAAGGAGCUGAUGAGUCUGUCCAGCUGCCAGAUCGCUGAUAAGAACCUUCGUGGUUUGAUGUCGUCCAACUCACAAGAACUGAAGUGUCCCACGCCGGGCUGUGACGGAUCGGGACACAUCACGGGGAAUUACGCCUCCCACAGGAGUCUCUCCGGCUGUCCUCGAGCCAAGAAGAGCGGCGUGAAAAUCCUCCACAGCAAAGAGGAGAAGGACGAGCAGGAGCCCAUCAAGUGUCCGGUCCCCGGCUGCGACGGACAGGGUCAUGUGACGGGGAAGUACGCCUCCCACCGCAGCGCGUCAGGCUGCCCCCUGGCGGCCAAGAGGCAGAAAGACAGCUACAUGAACGGCUCGCAGUUCGUCUGGAAGGCUGGGAAGACGGACGGGAUGACGUGUCCGACGCCAGGCUGCGACGGCUCCGGACACGUCAGCGGCAGCUUCCUGACCCACCGCAGUCUCUCCGGUUGUCCCCGCACCUCCUCGGCCAUGAAGAAGGCCCGGAUGAGCAGCGCGGACAUGCUGACAAUCAAACAAAGAGCGAGCAAAGGAAUAGAAAACGAUGAAGAAAUCAAACAGCUGGAUGAAGAAAUCAAAGAUCUGAAUGAGUCCAACAAUCAAGUGGAGUCGGAUAUGAUCAAACUGAGGACUCAGAUCACCACCAUGGAGACCAGCCUGAAGUCCAUGGAGGACGAGAACAAGACCAUGGAGCAGCAGAACGACUCGCUGCUGCACGAGCUGGCCAGCCUGAGCCAGUCGCUCAUCCACAGCCUGGCCAACAUCCAGCUGCCNNUGAUCCGGGCUUUUCCUGACGGCGUUCCUGCUCUUCCCGUUGUGUCCGCCUGCGCUGACUGCCGGGUUUGUUCUGCUCCACAGGAACCGAUGAACGAACAGAACUUUGACUCGUACGUCAGCACUCUGACUGACAUGUACACCCACCAGGACCGGUACCAGAGCCCGGAGAACAAGGCGCUGCUGGAGAACAUCCGCCAGGCCGUCCAGGGGAUCCAGGUCUAACCGGAGCGGGAAGCCGGUUCCGGAGGAUCCGGGCCCGGUUCCGCUCCUGUUUCUGUCCUCAUCAGUGUCUGGUUCUGUUCUCUUGGUUGGUGUUGCUUUGCUUUGGACUCAGACGGUCCGACCCGCUCAUGGCUGCUCAUCCUUCUUUAACAUUGUUUACACCAAGACAAACUGGGCUGUACUGGUCAGACUGGGAGGCUGAACAUCUGGAAUCAGACUCUGACGUUCCGUAAAUUUUCUGAACUUCUGCUGCAGACCCAUCAUCCCAUCGGGCCGCCUCCUUUCAGGCUUUUAUUUUGAAAUGCAAACGGCUGCAGGAAAUGUAGGAGACAAUCUGCCACCUGACUGGACAGUGGAGACCAGUGGAGACUUCCCAGUGGAGACCAGUGGGAGGAACUGAGUGGGAAUAUGCAAUUUCUUAUGAAUCAAGGAGCAACGAGCUGAAAGCUGUUUUUACUGACGAUCGAUGUUUGUAUGAAUCUUUUCCUACAUGGUGUUUUAGAGCCGCCUCUGUUCCAUGUGUAGGUGUUUUAUUCUGAGCUUCUCUGGAUCUACAGGGUCAAAAGUCCUCCAGAACCGGUCCGAUGGAGGCUUUGGGUCAGAACCGAUGGGACAUUUCCUCAUCACACCUCAUCAUGCAUGCACUUUAUGGAAGCACGUUCCAGUAUCGCCGCGCCAUUGGUCCAGUUCAUCCCUGGAAGGAAAACUCCGCCUCUCGCCUCCUUAUAUGGUCGGCAGCAGGUGAACCCUGACCUCCAGGCUCCCUGGCUGAGGUUCUGCUGCUCAGCCCGGCCCGGUCCAGGAGGAACCGAUGGGAGCCGUUUGAAACGUCACAAACUGACAGCAACAACUUCAGGUCAUCCAGUUUUUACAGGAUGGGCUUCAGUUUCAAAGUUUCACCACAUUCAGAAAUGUCCAGUAAAAACUUGCUAAAUAUUUAGCUGGGAAUUUGCUAACUAAAUGUUUAGCUUCAAGCUGUUUAUUUAGCUCACGAACUAAAUACCUCAUUAACUGUUGAGUUUGAAGCUAAACAUUUAGCUGUUAGCUAAAUGUUUGGUUUGAAACUGUGAUGUUAAUAAAUAGAUUAUUAACUCGGUGAAAAUAUAAAUUUAAAAGAUAAAAACAUCUUUUUCUGCUACGACAGACUAAAUAAUCCAAAUUAUUGCUGUUCAUUUUUCCGAACGGCCGCCUUUGAUCACGGCUUUCCUGGAUCUCGGCUCGGUUCUUUAUAAUCCGCUCGGUUUUAUGAGAAGAACAAUAAUCCAUGCUUGGGAUUUCCAGGAUGAAACGUUUCCAGCUGAAGGGACCUUGGCUGGGAUUAUUGUUCCCGUCUCUGCCUAAAAACAGGAAGUGGUGUCAUUCCCAGGAAGGGUCGGAGUUUUCCUGAAGGAAACGGAUCUGCGGCUUCCUGCUUUGGUUUUCCUGCAGAACGGAGGAGUUAAAGCACAAUUUAAAGAUGUGAACACGCCUGAAUGAAGAACCUCACCUGAAAUUAUCUUUUUAUAUCUUUGAUUUCUUUCUUCAUGUCGGACUUCCAGAAGCUUUUUCCUACCUGACAGCAUGACUUCCUGCUGACACCUUCAAGGUCACCAGGUUCUGUUUCUGUUGAAUUGUGGAGUUUGUACAGUUUCUAUCAUGUUGGUGUUGCCAUCUGUUGCUCUGAAUAAAUCCUGUGUUGCAACACCUGCAAA